AUGAAAUUACUAUUGAAAAUAAUUUCAUUUAUUUCGACACAUCUAUUGGCAACAAACGUUGCUCUUGCAGAAAUCGACGAAGAUAAUACGAACAAAAACACAGCAGUGGUACCAACGGAAUGCUUCGAAUGGUACGGCAAACCCAUGGAGGACUAUUUCGUAACAACAAGCAGCGAUUCCUGGUGCAUUGACUCGAUGAAACACGCCAUCGCCGGCUACGAGAUCGUCGAGCGCAACGGGGUAAAUCUGACAUUUUUGCACGGGGAUCCCCCGAUCCUCCCAACCUGCGAUCCCUUUCGAGUCGCCAGCGACACCCCCACCGAGCUGGUCGGAUUCAGGGGGAACAGCAAGAAGGGCUACGCGGUGUUGUUCGACGUGAACUGCAGGCCCGAGAUUCCCACGGGCGGGCUCUUCACGUUCGACGGCUCUUUCUUCGGGUUCCAGCACCCCAGGUGCGAAUACAGCAACGAACGCGGGCCUAUAGAAAUCAGCGCGUAUUUUAAACCGCCGGUUCCAGAAAGCCAUUCGGAGGAUGAUCCGGGGAUGUACGAUGAUCGUAAUGCAAACGCCAGCCAUUGCAGCAUGGAUAUAAAGACCUAUUGCGAGAAAAUGCUGCGUGCCGAGGAACUUAUAGAAGACCUGGGGCAGCGCAAUCGCAGCUUAAUGGAAAAAACUGAGUUGUUGGAGAGAAGAGUGACCGAUUUGGAGGCGCUCGUGGAGAAUUUGAUGGCGCAACUGAACAAUUUGGGCGAAAAUGUGGCGACAGCGCAGAACAAAACAGCCGAGUUAAUCGAGGAUAACAAUCCGAAAAAAUAUAUCGAAAACACCACUAGUGAAGUGCACGAAAUUCAAUCCGCUAUAGACGACUUGAAAACCGAAUUGCAUAAAACCGAGGAAAAACUCACUAACGAAUUGAAACUAAACGAAGAAAAAUUAAUGGAAACCAUUCAAAAUCUCACCGAAUUGGCUAACGCAACGCAAAUCAACGAAACUCAACCACAAUCGUUCGAUAUAGAAUCACUCAACACAACUGUUUGGUAUCAAGAACUACUAAACGAAAUUAAAAACAAUAUUAGCGACAUCAAAAAAGAGACAAAUGACAACAACAAAUAUUUCGAAAACGCCACUAGUGAAGUAAACGAAAUUCAAUCCGCUAUAGACGACUUGAAAACCGAAUUGCAGAAAACCGAGGAAAAACUCACCAACGAAUUGAAACUAAACAACGAAAAAUUAAUGGAAACCAUUCAUAAUCUCACCGAAUUGGCUAAUACAACGCAAAUCAACGAAGCUCAACCACAAUCGUUCGAUACAGAAUCUCUCAACACAACUGUUUGGUAUCAAGAACUACUAAAGGAAAUUCAAAACAACAUUAGCAACAUCAACAAAGAGACAAACGACAGCAACAAAUGUUUAGAAGAAAUUAAAUCUGAAAACGAAAACAACAAAUUGCUUUUAGAAGAAUUUAAGCGAGACAUGAGCAUCUUGUAUUUAUUGCAGAAUGAUACCAGAAGUAAGCUUGAUGAUCGCAUUGAGAAAUUAGACCUCAAAUUGGAUCACACAAAGUAUCGAAAUGAUGUUCUAUUCGAAGAUAUCAUCCAAACGAUAUACGAACUGAAAAACCAUACGGAGAAAAACGAUUCCAACAAGACAAUUGAAGACAUUAAAUCAUCAAUCGAUAAACUUGAAGAGGAGAAUGACGAGAAUGAACAUAAAAUUGAAGAAUUAUUGAACAAUGCAUCAGAUAACAAAACUAUCGAGGAACUCGAUGAAAAAAUUCAACAAAUUCUUAAUAAACUGGAGGAAGAUGAACGUGAAAUGAAGAAUAAUUUAGAUAAAAUACGUACGGAUAACGAUGAAAACAAACAGAAAAUAGACGAGGAAAUAAAAAAUUUGCAAAAUCAAAAUAAUCAAACGAAAGACUACGUCGAGCAAAUAUUAAACAAUACAGAAAGUAAACACAACGAAUCUUUGUGGAAUGAAGAACUAAUUCAAGAUAUUAAAAACGCUAUUAAUAAACUCGAAGAAGAUACUCAACAAACAAAAAAUAAUCUAAGCGAAUUACGAGAGGAAAACGACGAGAACAAAUCGAAAAUACUGGACAUUUUGAUCGACAUUAAAAAUUUGCACACGCAAGAAAAUAGCACCAAAAGUAGUCUCGAACAAAUAUUAAACGACUUGGGAACAAAUUUCACAAAGAACACAUCCCGAAACAACGAACAACUCAUCGAAGAAAUGAGGAACACCAUCAACAGCAUCGAAGAAGAAACUCGAGAAACGCUAUCUCAAUUGAACGGUUUGCAAAAUGAGAGCGAAGAAAGCAAAUCCGAGAUACAAAGAAUAUUGAAUGAUAUUAAUGAUUUAAAGUCGAGUGACAACCAAACUAAAAACGACGUUAAAGAAAUUAAAAAUAAUCUCACAACUUCAUCGAAUUGGACAGAUGAAUUACUUGAGGAAAUUAAAAAUGCCAUCGAUAACAUCGAAAAAGAGUCUGUAAAUACACGCUUCCAAUUAAACGAUUUGAGAACAGAUAACGAUGAAAACAAAUCUAUGAUGGAGGAUAUUCUGAGCGAUAUUCAAAAUUUAUAUUCGCAAGAAAAUCAGACUAAAAUCGAUAUCAAGCAAUUAAUAAGCGAUAUUGAACGAUUUGAUAACGCAUCAUAUCCUAGUGUUGAAGAACUUGAAGAUGUUAAAAAACAUAUAAGCAAUAUCGAAGAGGAAGCUCAAAAUAUGAAUAAUCAAUUGACAGAAAAUAAAUCCACCAUAGAAAAAAUUCUCAACGACAUUGAAAAUUUGUAUUUGCAAGACAAUCAAACGAAAAAUGAUUUUGAUAAAAUUUUGAGAGCAUCUGAAAAUGCUUCAAUGAUUAAUAAUGAUAUAAUUGAGGACAUUAAAAAUACCGUAAAUAAUCUAGAAGAAGUUACCAAUAAUAGCAAAACACAAUUAAAAGAAAUUCAGAAGGACAAUGAUGAAAUUAAAUCCAACAUGGAGAAAAUUAACAAUGAUUUAAUAAAUCUCUAUACAGCAUACAACGACACCAAAAUUAAAUAUGAUAACGAAACUAACAAGCACAAUGAAGAACUUGUAAAUAUCAGAAAAAUUAUCGUUAAAGUAGAAGAAGAAGCGCAAAAUAUUGAAACCAAGAUAGAAGAUAUAAAGGAAGAAUUAAAAAUCUUUUAUUUAAAGAGCAAUGAAACCAAAAGCGAAAUUGAACAAACUUUAAACGACAUGAUAGUGUCAUCAGCAAACACAUCGAUCGAGAUUAAUGGAUUAAUUCAAGAUAUUCAAGGCAUUAUAAAAGAUGUUGAAAAUCGGACCCAAGAAACUAACACCCAAUUAAGUGAAAUUAUACACAAUAGUACCGAAAACAGAUUGAAAAUACAAGAAAUUCUCAGCGACGUCAAUAAUUUGUAUUCACUUAGCAAUGAAACCGAUAAAAAAUUGGAGCAAACAUUGAAUGAAUUAUCAAGUAUUAGUGCAUCAGAAAACACAUCUGCUAGCACUGAAGAACUAAUUAACGAUAUUAGUAACGCUAUAAUUAAUCUCGAAAAAGAUGCACAAGAAACCAAAACUCAACUAAACGAUACAAGAAAUAGAAGUGAUAAAAACACUUUCGAAAUCGAAGAAUUGCUCAAGCGUUUAAACUGGCUAAAUCAAAACAGCAAUAACACGUACGAGGAUAUCUAUUCGAAAAUCGACCACGUAACGAAACACGAUAGAGAGCUGUUCGAACAGGUUUUUCAAACCAUCGAUGAAAUCGAAAAUCAUUGGGAAUCUCAUAUUGUGAAGGACCUUAUUAAAAACAUCACCAGUAUGAAAGAAGAAACUGAAAACACCAGAACUCGUUUGGAUCAAAUGCGAAACGAUACCGACGAAAAUAAAUCUAAAAUGCACGAACUCGCUGAAGAUUUAGGUGAGUUGUACAGUAGAAAUAAUCGAACCGAGACGAAAAUUGAACAAAACAUUAACGAUAUACAAGAAAUGAAGAAUGAAUUCGUCGAAAAUAAAUCUAAAAUAAACGAACUGGCUGAGGAUUUAGGUGAAUUGUACGGUAGAAAUAAUCGAACUGAGUCGAGAAUUGAACAAAACAUUAAUGAUAUAAAAGAAAUGAAGAAUGAAUUUUUUGAAAAUAAAACUAAAAUUAACGAACUUGUUGAAGGUUUAGGUGAAUUGUACGGUAGAAAUAAUCGAACUGAGUCGAGAAUUGAGCAAAACAUUAACGACAUAAAAGAAAUGAAGAAUGAAUUCGUCGAAAAUAAAUCUAAAAUGAACGAACUUGUUGAAGAUUUAGAUGAAUUGAAAGGUAAAAAUAAUCAAACUGAGUCGAGAAUUGAACAAAACAUUAACGAUAUAAAAGAAAUGAAGAAUGAAUUUGUUGAAAAUAAAUCUAAAAUAAACGAACUCGUUGAAGAUUUAGGUGAAUUGAAAGGUAAAAAUAAUCGAACUGAGUCGAGAAUUGAACAAAACAUUAACGAUAUAAAUGAAAUGAAGAAUGAAUUUGUUGAAAAUAAAUCUAAAAUGAACGAACUCGUUGAAGAUUUAGAUGAAUUGAAAGGUAAAAAUAAUCAAACUGAGUCGAGAAUUGAACAAUACAUUAACGAUAUAAAUAAAAUGAAGAAUGAAUUUGUCGAAAAUAAAUCUAAAAUAAACGAAGUCGUGGAAGAUUUAGGUGAAUUGAAAGAUAAAAAUAAUCGAACUGAGUCGAGAAUUGAACAAAACAUUAACGAUAUAAAUGAAAUGAAGAAUGAAUUUGUUGAAAAUAAAUCUAAAAUGAACGAACUCGUUGAAGAUUUAGGUGAUUUGAAAGGUAAAAAUAAUCAAACUGAGUCGAGAAUUGAACAAAACAUUAACGUUAUAAAAGAAAUGAAGAAUGAAUUUGUUGAAAAUAAAUCUAAAAUGAACGAAGUCGUGGAAGAUUUAGGUGAAUUGUACGGUAGAAAUAAUCGAACUGAGUCGAGAAUUGAACAAAACAUUAACGAUAUAAAUGAAAUGAAGAAUGAAUUUGUUGAAAAUAAAUCUAAAAUGAACGAAGUCGUGGAAGAUUUAGGUGAAUUGUACGGUAGAAAUAAUCGAACUGAGUCGAGAAUUGAACAAAACAUUAACGAUAUAAAAGAAAUGAAGAAUGAAUUUGUUGAAAAUAAAUCUAAAAUAAACGAAGUCGUGGAAGAUUUAGGUGAAUUGAAAGAUAAAAAUAAUCGAACUGAGUCGAGAAUUGAACAAAACAUUAACGAUAUAAAUGAAAUGAAGAAUGAAUUUGUUGAAAAUAAAUCUAAAAUGAACGAACUCGUUGAAGAUUUAGGUGAAUUGAAAGGUAAAAAUAAUCAAACUGAGUCGAGAAUUGAACAAAACAUUAACGAUAUAAAAGAAAUGAAGAAUGAACUGGUUGAAAAUAAAUCUAAAAUGAACGAACUUGUUGAAGAUUUGGGUGAAUUGUACGGUAGAAAUAAUCGAACUGAGUUGAGAAUUGAGCAAAAUAUUAACUAUAUAAAAGAAAUGAAGAAUGAAUUCGUCGAAAAUAAAUAUAAAAUGAACGAACUUGUUGAAGAUUUGGGUGAAUUGUACGGUAGAAAUAAUCGAACUGAGUUGAGAAUUGAGCAAAAUAUUAACGAUAUAAAUGAAAUGAAGAAUAAAUUUGUUGAAAAUAAAUCUAAAAUGAACGAACUUGUUGAAGAUUUUGGUGAAUUGAAAGGUAGAAAUAAUCGAACCCAGACGAAAAUUGAACAAAACAUUAACGAUAUACAAGAAAUGAAGAAUGAAUUCGUCGAAAAUAAAUCUAAAAUGAACGAACUCGUUGAAGAUUUAGGUGAAUUGUACGAUAGAAAUAAUCGAACUGAGUCGAGAAUUGAACAAAACCUUAACGACAUAAAAGAAAUGCAGAAUGAAUUCGUCGAGUAUAAAUUAAAAAUAGAUAAAAUCGAAAAUGAUCGCAAACCCCCCAAAAAAGGGAGGAAUCCGAAGCGCAUCUUAGACCAACCAAAUUACCCAGAAAAAUCGAUAGAAUUAAGUCAAGAAAUUAAUUCAGAAAAAUUAAAGGAAAAAACGGAAUUGAUGUAUUAA
Phyllotreta striolata is the source of this 6054-nucleotide messenger RNA. The record is from the annotation of a GenBank genome assembly. Lineage: Eukaryota; Metazoa; Arthropoda; Insecta; Coleoptera; Chrysomelidae.